AUGGGGCAAGUUGAAGCAGGAGGGGACGAGUGCGGCCCCGGUUCUGCUGAGGAUGAUGCUGCACUGCAGCUGUUUGGGUUUGCAGACGGAGCAGCAGCAGCAGCAGCAGCGGCAGCAAAUGCUGCUGCUCCUGUGGUAGCAGGGGGCGAUCCAGCGAUGGCCUCGGAGGGACGCGGCAUCUCUGUGGGGCAGGGUGUAGCAGCCAGCCCGCUGCAGCAGCAGCAGCAGCAGCAGCAGCAGCUGGGCGCCUCUCUAGGCUACGUGUACGAGGGUUGUCUGCAGCAACAACAGCAGCAGCUUCAACAGCAGCAGCAGCAGCUCCAGCAGCAGCAGAUGCACAAGCAGCUGGCGCAGCAUGCCCAACUGCAGCAGAUGACGCAGCAGCCCCUUCAGCAGCAGCAGCUGCAGCAGCAGCAGUUGCAGCAGCAGCAGUUGCAGCAGCAGCAGUUGCAGCAGCAGCAGUUGCAGCAGCAGCAGCUUCAGCAGCAGCAGCUUCAGCAGCAGCAGCUUCAGCAGCAGCAGCUUCAGCAGCAGCAGUUGCAGCAGCAGCAGCUGCAGCAACAGCAGCUGCAGCAGCAGCAAUUGCAGCAGCAGCAGCUGCAGCAGAAGCAGCUGCAACAGCAGCAAUUGAAACAGCAGCAGCUGCAGCACUUGCAGCAGCCAGACAUGCAGCAGCAGUUGUUGCGGCAACAGGAGCAGCUGCAGCAGCAGCAUUUCCAGCAGCAACAAUUGCAGCAACUGCAUCAGCAUCACCUGCAGCCAAUGUUGCAGCAGCAGCAGCUACAGCAGCAAUUGCAGCAGCAGCCGCUUCAGCAGCAGCAGUUGCAGCAGCUGCAACUGCAGCAUUUGCAGCAGCAGCAUUUACAGCAGCAACAUCUGCAGCAGCUGCGGCAGCAGCAGCUGCAGCAGCAGCAUCUCCAGCAGCAGCAGCUGCAGCUGCAGCAGCAAGGCCAGUCGGCAGGCGAUGCGGCGGUGCCGCCUCAGCUGUUGCAGCACCAGCUGCAGCAGCAGCUUCAGUUACAGCAGCAGUUGCAUCAGCAGCAGUUGCAGCAGCAGCAGCAGCUGUUGCAGCAGCACCUUGCUGCGGCGAGCGGAAAUCCACAGCAGCAGCAGCUGAUCCAUCAGCAGUUUAUGCGGCAGCAGCAGAUUCGUCAACAGCUUCAGCAGCAGCAGCUGCAGCAGUUGUUGUUGCAGCGUCAGUUGCAGCAGCAGAACCCUUUGCUGGCAGCUCAGCAGCAGCAGAAUCCGUUUUUGCAGCAGCAGCAGCAGCAGCAGCAGUAUCUGCAGCAGCUGCAGCAGCAGCAGAUGUUGCAGCGUCAGCAGCAGCAGCUUUUGCAGCAGCAGCAGCAGCAGUCCCAGCAGCAGCAGAGUGGGUUCGCGGACCAGGGUUCGUCUGCAGCAGCAGCUGCUGCAGCAGCCGCUGCGGCCGCAGCCGCUGCUGGCGUAGCUCCUGGGGACGCCUCCCGCCAAGCAGCAGGAGCAGCAGCAGCAGCGGCGGGUGGCGGCAGCGGCGCAGCAGCAGGAGGAGCAGCAGGAGCAGCAGGAGGAGCAGCAGGAGGAACGAAGGCGGAGGAGGAGGGGGACGAGCCGUGGGACCCGUCGGGUGCGGGGAAGCGCGGGGGAGGGGGCGCAGCAGCAGCAGCAGCAGCAGCGGCUGCUGCUGCGGCAGGAGGGUGGGUGGGCAGCGGGGGGUCAGUGAGCAGCAGCAGCAGCAGCCGGCGGCGGCGUCCGCGUGUGCAGGCGCGCGAGGCGUACUACGCGUCGCACCUGCCGCGGAGCAGCAGCGGGAGCAGCGCAGCAGCAGCAGCAGCAGCAGCAGGAGCGUCCGCCUCCUCCGCAGCAGCAGGCGAGCGCAGCGGGUUCAGCCUGCGGGCGCGGAGCAGCCGCGUGGACUACGUGAACCUGGCGUGCGACGCGGAGGAGCUGGAGGAGGGCGAGGAGGACACGGACAGCAGCAGCAGCAGCAGCAGCAGCAGCAGCAGCAGCAGCAGCAGGUACGGCGCGGCGCGCGGCGCGGGCGGCGAGGAAGCAGGCGCCGUCGGAGGCAAAGUCGUGGACCGAGUCCUGGACUUCCGAACUCGAGAAGAUGGAGAAGAAGAGUAUUUAAUCAAGUGGUUGGGGCUGGCGCAUGUGCACAACUCGUGGGAAACCUUCGCAGCAAUUCAGCCGCUGCUGGGAAUCAAAAAGCUCCUCAACUUUUUGAAACGCAGAGACAAGGAACGCGAGGCCAAGCUCCACAUGUCUCCGGACGAAAUCGAGCAAAUUGAAAUCGAGAAGCAGAUGCAGAAGCAGCUCGACGAGGACGCGCUCCAGGCCGAGCGCAUCGUCUACAGGUGGUGCAGGAGCAGGAGCAGGAGCAGCGGGGCGGCGGGAGCAGGAGCAGGCGCAGGCGCGCAGCAGCAGCUGCGGGACUACCAGCUGACGGGGGUGAACUGGGUGCUGUCGCGGCUGAAGAGAGGCGUGUCCGUGCUGCUGGCGGACGAAAUGGGACUGGGGAAAACGGUGCAAACAAUCGGCGUGGUGGGCCACCUGCUGUUCGAAGAGCUGGUGCUGCUGCCAGUGCUGAUCUUCGUGCCGCAGUCGACGCUGGACAACUGGCUGCGGGAGUUCGCGCGCUGGCUGCCGGAAGCAAACGUCGUCGCAGUGCACGGAAACGCAGCAGCGCGAAGCGUCAUAAGGAACUACGAGCUGCAGCGGCUGCAUGCGCGGCUGCCAGUGUACAGGUUCGACGUGUGCGUGACGACGCCGUCGAUUCUGAACUGCGGCGGCGACGCGGAGUUCCUGAAGAGGGUGUUCUGGUCGCUGCUGGUGGUGGACGAGGCGCACCAGCUGAAGAACAUCCACAGCAAAAGGUUCAUCGAACUCUCGGGCUUCUCCGUGCAGCACAAGCUGUUCCUCUCGGGCACGCCGCUGCACAACAGCCUGGACGAGCUCUGGAACCUGCUGCACUUCCUCAACCCCGGCGUGCACCGCAGCGCCGAGGAGUUCCGCAGCAAGUACCACCUCGUCGAGAAGCAAGACGAAGUCGGCGAGGCCAAGGCGGCGCAGCUCGCCGCGCUGCAGCAGGAGCUCAACGGCUUCAUUCUGCGGCGCGUCAAGAAGGACGUGGAGCGCAGCGUUCCGAAGAAGGUGGAGAGCAUUCUGCGAGUGGAGAUGUCGCCGCUGCAGCUGCACUUUUACAAGUUGGUGCUCACGCGGAACUACGAGCAGCUGGUCAGGAAGGGCGGGCCCAACAAGGCCAGUCUCCAGAACAUUUGCAUGGAGCUCAAGAAGGUUUGCAACCACCCCUUCCUCUGCAGGGCCCCCGAGGAGACGGCGGAGAGGGACCGUCUCCUCGUCGACGGCUCUGCGAAGCUCCGCCUCCUCGACAAGCUCCUCAAGAGGCUCAAGGAAAAGGGCCACCGCGUCCUCAUCUUUUCCCAGAUGGUCAAGAUGCUCAACAUCCUCGCCGAGUUCCUCAAGCUCCGGGGAUACAAGCACCAGCGGCUCGACGGCACAAUGCCGAAGGAAGUGCGGCGCAAGGCGAUGGAGCAGUUCAACUCGCGCGCAAGUCCGGACUUUUGCUUUUUGCUUUCCACGAAGGCGGGGGGACUGGGGAUUAACCUCACUUCCGCGGACACGGUCAUUAUCUUCGACUCCGACUGGAACCCUCAAAACGACCUGCAGGCGGAGGCAAGGGCGCACCGAAUUGGCCAGAAAAAAACUGUUCAGAUUUAUCGACUUGUGACGAAAGACUCUAUUGAACAAACCAUUUUAGAAAGGGCCAAGGCGAAGAUGGUGCUGGACACCCUCGUGGUCCAGACAGUUCGGUUAGGCACGAAAGACUCUAUUGAACAAACCAUUUUAGAAAGGGCCAAGGCGAAGAUGGUGCUGGACACCCUCGUGGUCCAGGGCCUGAACAAGCGCGGGGGGGACUGCAGCAGCAGCAGCAACCUGGCGGGAGCAGCAGCAGGCUCAGGUGUCUCCUUUUCCAGAGAAGACUUGAGUCGGAUUUUGAAGUUUGGAGCAACAAAACUUUGGAGUCAAAGCAGGCCGAAGGGUUGCGAAGAAGAGGGGCCCCCGGGGGCCCCAGGGGGGCCCCCCGGGGAGGGGGAGGAGGGGGGCCCCCCGGGGGCCCCCGGGGAAGGGUACGGGGACUUUGCUGCUGCAGCAAAGCCAGCAGCAGAAGUGGACUUGGACCUAAUUCUUGCAGAAGCAGAAGUGACAGUGACAGAAGCAAAUCAAGGAGGAGUUGCAGAUUCUUUGCUUUCAUCUUAUCAGAAUAUUCAGGAGUUCAAGUACGAGCCCUCAUCUGCUUCGGGAGCAGCAGCAGCAGCAGCAGCAGCAGCAGCAAACGACGCGGAGUUCUGGGCCCAGUGCAUUCCUUCCCACGAGAGACUCAAGUUCAAAAGACAAAGUGAAGACCAAUUAAUAGUUCAUGGAAAAAGAAAAACAAGAAAUGCACUAUUUGCGUGGGGCUUCAGCAGCAGGGGCGACGAGAGCAGCGGGGAAGCAGCAGCAGCAGCAGCAGCAGCAGCGGGCAGCAGCAGCUUCAGCAGCGGCUACCCGCCCUCGAGCGGGUCCGCGGCGGACGGCGACGAGGGCGCGUCGCCCGCGGCUGCUGCGGGCAGCAGCAGCAGCGCAGCAGCAGCAGCAGCAGCAGCAGGCAGCAGCAGCAGGGGACGCAGGGGACGCAAACCCAGAGCCAUUAACCCCACACAACUCACUCCUAAAGAGUACCACAGACUCUACAGAGCUUUGCUGCGCUAUGGGUCUGUAGAAAGGAGACUGGGGGACAUAAUUUUGGAAGCAAAGCUGCAGCGCGUUGCUGCUGCUGUGGUCACUGCAGCAGCAGCAGAAAUCGUCGCUGCAUGCAGAGACCGCCUCAGCCAGCCCCCCGCCAAACCUGCUGCUGCUGCUGCUGCUGCAGCAAGGAAGGGAAGCAAAGCCAGCAGAGAUGAAGAAGAGGAUGAAGAAGACCAAGACCAAAGCAGCAGACAAAAGGAAGAAGAAGACGCCAAAGAGGGGAGAUCGUACUUCACGCAAAUAGGAGACACGCGUGUGAACGCGUGGGACUUGAUAGAGCGGCUGCAGCUGCUGCAGCUGCUGCACGAAGUGUUUGAGCAGCAGCACCCGAACUGUGCUGCUCCUUGGCGGCUGCCGACGGGGCCCUUGUCUGCGGACUAUUCGGGGCUGCAGCAGCAGCAGCAGCAGCAGCAGCAGCAGAUGCUGCUGCUGCAGCAGCAGCAGCACCACGACGAGGAAGGCCUCCCGCAAAACGCGGCGCAGGCGGCUCCUGGGGACCCCGCUGCUGCUGCUGCUGCUGCUGCUGCUGAGCAGGGACAGUGUGCAGAGGAUCCAGGAGUGCCAGCAGCUGCUGCAGCAGAUGCUGCUGCUGCUGCUGCAGCGACGGCAGCAGCUGGUGCGGAGCAGCAAGCCGUUGGAACCGACGACGAGCAGCAAGAGGGAGCAGCAGCAGCAGCGCAACAGCAGCAGCAGCAGCUCAACAGCAGCAGCAGAAUGAAAGGUUUCCCACCUCCCCACGGAGGAGGCACAGAGACAUUUUUGACUCGGCUCGAAUCAGUGGGUCAGAAGCAGCAGCAGCAGCAACAGCAGCAGCAGCAGGAGUAA
Eimeria tenella is the source of this 5610-nucleotide messenger RNA. RefSeq names its product chromodomain helicase DNA binding protein, putative. Gene Ontology annotation, molecular function: ATP binding; ATP hydrolysis activity; DNA binding. Gene Ontology annotation, biological process: regulation of transcription by RNA polymerase II; nucleosome organization. Gene Ontology annotation, cellular component: nucleus; chromatin. The transcript is spliced from 9 exons. Bases 1 to 5610 code for a protein of 1869 amino acids. NCBI's taxonomy places the organism in Eukaryota, Apicomplexa, Conoidasida, Eucoccidiorida, Eimeriidae. The record is from RefSeq and is a predicted model, not a curated record.